Phycodurus eques (leafy seadragon) is the source of this 4978-nucleotide messenger RNA. RefSeq names its product SH3 and PX domains 2Ab (gene sh3pxd2ab). Gene Ontology annotation, biological process: superoxide anion generation. The coding region runs from base 196 to 3489 and encodes 1097 amino acids. Lineage: Eukaryota; Metazoa; Chordata; Actinopteri; Syngnathiformes; Syngnathidae. The record is from RefSeq and is a predicted model, not a curated record. Gene Ontology annotation, molecular function: protein binding; phosphatidylinositol binding; superoxide-generating NADPH oxidase activator activity. The transcript has 14 exons.
UCAGAAGCUCCCAGACCGCUCGAGAGCAACCCUUGUACUUAUGGCUGCAUGGGACUUUUCCCUCUACAGUAUCUAACUUAGAAAAAAACAAACAUUAAACAAAACACAGUGGACAGUCUUCGGUAAACUUCCUCUUGGCUUUCAUGGGCAGACGUUGUGUUUUGAUUUGGUAGUGUAACGUUCACUUGUGUCGAGAUGCAGCUCAGGACAGUGCUUGACGUCAAUGUUGUGGAUGUGCAGAAGAGGAGGAAUCCCUCCAAACACUAUGUGUACCUUAUCAAUGUGACCUACUCGGACUCCACUUCUCAUGUCAUCUACAGGAGAUACAGCAAAUUCUUUGACCUACAGAUGCGGAUUCUUGACAAAUUUCCCAUCGAAGGAGGACAAAAGGACCCCAAAAAGAGGAUUAUUCCUUUUUUGCCAGGCAAGGUCCUGUUUCGGCGAAGUCACAUCCGAGAUGUAGCCGUCAAAAGACUGAAGCACUUGGACAACUACUGCAAAGCUCUGAUGAAGCUCCCCACCCACAUUUCCCAAAGCGAGGAGGUUCUGAAGUUCUUCGAGACCAAGUCAGAGGACCUAAACCCUCCCACUGAAGACUGCGGAGGUUCUGGCAGACGCAAAUCGGGUCUGGACGCCUCGGACCCCAUGCUCCUGGAACAGUAUGUGGUGGUGGCCAGUUACGAGAAGCAGGAACCUGCAGAAAUCAGCCUCCAAGCGGGUGAGGUGGUCGACGUCAUCGAGAAGAGUGAGAGCGGCUGGUGGUUUGUCAGCACCUCAGAGGAGCAAGGCUGGGUCCCCGCCACCUAUCUCAACUCCCAUAGUAGCACACGGGACGACUUGGACCUGGGCGCUUCAAAAAGCGGGGAAGUCACUAAGCGACACAAGGCCCACCUGAAGCGGCUGGACCGGAGAUGGACGCUUGGGGGUGUCAUCAGCCGGCAGCAGAGCCGAGCGGAAAAGUACAUCGCAGUGCAGCCGUACACCAGCCAAGGAAAAGAUGAAAUAGCAUUUGAGAAAGGAGCGGUGGUGGAAGUCAUUCAGAAGAACUUGGAGGGCUGGUGGUUCAUCAGGUACCAGGAUAAGGAGGGCUGGGCUCCAGCUUCUUAUCUAAAGAAAAUGAAGGAGGACCUCUCCCCAAGAAAAAAGACGGUGACCGGCCCGGUGGAGAUCAUCGGAAACAUCAUGGAGAUCAGUAACCUGCUCAACAAGAAAGCCCCCGGCGAGAAGGACGUAGGCGGCGAUGAAGUCUCGGAGAGCCCGCAAGCCGCCCGCAAGGAGAUCAGCUCGCCAGUCUUGUGUUCUGAAUCCGGCCCUGUUAGUACACCUCAGGACGGCAAAGGCAGUACGGAGCCGGCUUCGCCGGCCGUGGCCCGCAUUGCGCCGCACCGGGUGGAAAUUGGUUCCCCAGUUCUCAGGCAAAAACCUCCUCCUCGAAGAGAUGCAACCUUGGGAUUUCCUUUGCCCUCGCCACCUGAGCCCCCUACAGUUGAAGCUGAGUAUUACACCAUUGCAGAGUUCCAGUCUUGUAUAUCUGAUGGGAUCAGUUUCAAUGGAGGCCAAAAAGCGGAGGUGAUUGAGAAGAAUUCUGGAGGCUGGUGGUAUGUCCAGAUUGGAGAGCGGGAGGGCUGGGCUCCGUGUUCCUACAUCGACAAACGUAAAAAGCCCAACCUCAAUCGAAGAACGAGCACGCUGUGCCGCCCCAAAGUGCCUCCUCCGGCUCCGCCUGUCAAGAAGCAGGACUCUGUGGAGACGGCGCCGCCCAGCAGCCCCGGGUGCGAGGCUCCGGAGUCUCCCGUGUCUCCCGGGAGGCCCGUCUAUGAAGAGCCGGAAUACGAUGUCCCGGCCAUCGGCGACCUUGAUCUGGAGUCUGAGUUUGAGUUCCUGAGAGGCGAAGCUUCUUUGGUGGAUGUGAAGAAUGAGGACACGUCUUCCGAGAAGGGAUCCCAGUGGUCCUCCAAACCGUCCCCGGCGUCAUCGCUCCACAGCGCCUCCUUUAGAAUGUGCGAGACAUUCGAAGACGGCCAAGAAGCGGAGGCGGAGGAGGAGUGUAUCUACGAGAACGACGGCUUCCGACCCUUCAAAGAGACCCCGGAGAGGCAGUGCAGUCGUGACUCCAAUUCCUCCAAGGCCAGCGUUGUAUCCGAAACUGGCAAGACUACCAACCCAAAAUCAGGAGGAUGGAGAUCUGCGGCCAACAAGCUUAAGAUCACCUUGAACGGAAGCCAAAUGUCAGCCAAAAGCGAGGACGGGUCCGGCUCUAAAUCAGCCUCCAAUGAGUCGACCCCGGAUAUGUCCAGAGCCAAGAAAGAGCAGGAGGAAAGCAAAGCAUCCCCCAACACCAAGUCCUCAUCCAAACCCAAGCCAGUGGUGAGGCCUAAACCGCAGCUGGCUAAGGCAUCCAGCGGUGACAAGAUGGACAUCAGCACGUUGAGAAGACAGCUGCGACCCACGGGGCAGCUCAAGAACGGCAGCAAAAGCAAAGGCGAGGACUCCGAAACCGCCUCCGUCGUCUCCUCCGAAGACUCCUUCUCGUCUCAGAGCACAUCGUCCGAGUUCUCCUCUAUCUACUCCAAAGGCAGUCGCGGGGACUCGGAUGCGGAAGGCUGCGUCCUCUAUCGCACCACCGACCCUUACGAGAAAGUCCAAGAGUCGGAGCUGAGCUUCCCUGCUGGCGUGGAGGUGCUUGUCCUGGAGAAGCAGGAGAGCGGUUGGUGGUACAUCCGCUGGGAUGACUCCGAGGGCUGGGCCCCAACGUAUUUCCUGGAGCCGGUGCGGCAGCAGGACGACGCGGCUGGCUCAGAAUCCGAUGGAACGCCCUCCAAACCCGGGAGCCUCAGCAAGUCCAACAGUCUGGAGAAGAACGAGCAGAGGGUGCAGGCCAUGAACAACCUCAAUCAGAACCUGAAGAAGGUCACGCCGCCUAUCCCUUCCAAACCACCCGGUGGUCUCUCCAAGCCCACCGGCUUGUUUGGGUCACGCAAACAAAACAGCGGCAAGCAGCAGCAGGUUGUCAGACCCCAGUCAGUCUUCAUCUCAGCCCCCAUCAGGGAUAAUCCGAGCCCCAUCGGCUCCCUCAGGAGAAACGAGUCCCUCAACUCCGGCAACCAGCCUCGCGUCAGCCCCACGGUGCGUCGCAAUGCCUCAUUCGGCACCGUGUCCCGUAGCCUGGCGCCCAACAACAUCGCCCUGCCCAGCCGGAACGCAUCCGGCACCGGCAGCCCGGAGUUCCUGGGUGGCGGGCCGCAGAGGAAUGCCCUCCCUGUGUCUACCGUGAGGCCCAAGCCCCACAUCAUCCACAACAACCUCAGAGAGGUCUACGUCUCCAUUGCCGACUACCAUGGCGACGAGGAGACCAUGGGGUUCCCUGAAGGGACAAGUCUGGAGGUUCUUGAGAGGAACCCCAAUGGUUGGUGGUACUGCAAGGUGCUGGACAGUGGCAAGCCCAGAAAAGGGUGGGUUCCUUCCAAUUACCUCGAGAGGAAGCCUUAGUGCGUUCGGAGCUGGCAGAACUCUGAACGCGUGUUGGAAAGACUACUCACACGGACACUUUGAUUUUGUACAAGAACCCCAGGAAGUUCACGACGGAGCAAGAGGAGCAAAGCCAAAGAACAACCUAAAAGUGGAACUUGAUACUACUUUGGUGUCCACCCUAUCGGACGUACAGUAGUCCCUCGCUAUUCGUGGGGGAUAGGGACCGAUCCCUGCUGCGAACAGCAAAAAAACGCUCGUAGUAUACGCAAUUGCGUAUAAUAAGUGUACCCUCGAUUAUCAUGGGGAAUACGUUCCAGACCCACCCGCAAUAGGUGAAAGUCCAUGAUAUAGAGACCAUACAUUAUGUCGUUAGUUUUACCCCUUCCACACGUUUUAAAAACAUUCAGACUUAUUAAAACGCAUUUAAACAUUAUAACACUUUUUGAACACAUUGAAAAUGCAUUUCGACACACAAAGUUUGCAAGCAUAAAAGUCAUAGAAAAUACUGUACGUAUUGUGUCUGCACAUGAAUGGGUCUUUAAGAGGCGGGGCCUGGUGGGUUGACAUUGAAUGUCGACGAGCCUGUGAGUGAUUUUCUGGGUAUGAGCUGUGGUCGACAGCAGCUCCUGCGUGAAUGCGCUUGUCUUUGUGUUUUACUGCUCUCAGCGGAAAAACUCUCCGUAACUUCCGCUAACGACCCAGGCUAAACUUAGCUCCUCCCCAACAUACAAAGCUCGUCUCUUUGUCGAGAUAUAUCACUUCAACAUAGUUCCUUGACGCCAAAUGUACUACUUUCCUAUCAAACAGGGCUUUGGCGCCAUCUUGUCGAAUCUCAAAGCAUUUGAGAAAGCGCACAAAAAAACGUGAAUAGCUGGAGCGAGGCUCCACAGGAAAAGAAGUGAAUGAGUGAACCACAAAUAUGCGAGGGAUUACUGUAAUCAUUUUUGUAGAGGUUUCUAAGCAUUUAAAGCUUACUGCAUGUUUGAUUUCAUUAUAGUGACAAAGCCUUGAGCUGUUCAAACGUAACAUUUUUUUUUUCUUUUUGCUGCUAAGCGUUAGUCACAACUUGGUGCUGUCUUAUUUGCAUGUUUUUCUAGCCUUAUUUUGUUGUACUGUUCGUCACCAUUAUGUCUGAUAUUUUACGCAUUUACUGUAAUUGUCCUUUUGUGAGCAUCUCUAACUUUAACGAUGGCUUUUAAUAAUAAAUGAAUCCCUCGAUGGUUUACCAGGAAAACAGAGGCCCUUCCCUAUCUCCCAUCCGGAACUGUAUUUAUUCAAUCUUUUCGUCCCGUUACGAUUGACAGAAUUGGUCACAGCCACUUCACACACCUGCUCCCAACUCCAUCCUGACGUUGAAAAAAAAAAAAAUUUCUGCUGGGCAGUAAAUUUGACAUUUUUACUUCUAGUCUUAACUCAGAUGCUCACUUUUGUUUUUCUGUUUUCGGUGUGACAAGCAGCAGUAACUCAAGUGCCUGAAAAUGAAAAUAAAUGCACUUUUUCAACUCUU